AUGUCUUCACCACUCGUCGCGCUGCACCGCGCAGCACCGUCUCCUCUGCGCCUGUGCCGCACCUGUCUCCGGCGAUAUUCAUCCGUGCAGCCCUCGCGCGCGCCCAAGGCCCAGAAGCAAGUCAUCUUCUCGGGCAUCCAGCCGACGGGCGUGCCACACCUGGGAAAUUAUCUCGGCGCACUGCGACAAUGGGUGCGGCUGCAGGACGAGGCAUCGCCCGAUACAACGCUGCUUUUCUCCAUUGUCGACUUGCAUGCGAUUACCGCCAGGCAGGAUCCGCGGCAAUUGGCUGCAUGGCGCAAGGAGAUGCUGGCGAGCCUGCUUGCAGUCGGGCUCGACCCCAAGCGCUGCAUCAUGUUUGCGCAGAGCAGCGUCAAGCAGCAUGCAGAGCUCAUGUGGAUACUCAGCUGCGGUGCGAGUAUGGGCUACCUGGGCCGCAUGACGCAGUGGAAGGCAUGCCUCUCUCGCCAGCACCAAAGCAAGUUAUCCCUCCCCUCCAACGCCUCGCCGCUUGACCCCGCCGCCAACAACAAAGACGCCCUCAAGCUGGGCCUCUUCUCCUACCCGGUGCUGCAGGCCGCCGACAUUCUGCUGUACAACACGACGCACGUGCCCGUGGGCGAGGACCAAGUCCAGCACCUGGAGCUCACGCGCGAACUCGCCAUUGGCAUCAACCAUGUGCACGCGCGCCCGCUGCUGACGGUCCCGGAGACGCUGCUCAGCCCCGCCAAGCGCGUCAUGAGCCUGACGGAGCCGACCAAGAAGAUGAGCAAGAGCGACGCCAAACCCAAGAGCCGCAUUCUCAUCUCCGACUCGACCGCCGCCAUCCACGCCAAACUGAAGUUCGCCCUGACAGACUCCAUCGACGGCGUGAGCUACGACCGCGAAAAGCGCCCUGGCGUCUCGAAUCUCGUCGAUCUCAUGUUCCACUUCGAUGCCGCUGGCGCUGCCUCGCCGGAAGAGCUGGCAGACGACGUGAAGAAUCUGAGUAUGCGCGCGCUCAAGACAAAGGUGGCGGAUGCGGUGGAUGCGGGCAUCAGCGAGAUACGAGCGAGAUACCAGGGCUUGAUGGCUGGAGACCAGAAGGAGCUCAUCCAGCAUGCCGAGCAUGGGGCACAGAGAGCAGAGGUCAUUGCUGAAGGCACAAUGGCCAGAGUCCGCAGUGCACUGGGCAUGGGCUGGUAG
This is a messenger RNA of Exserohilum turcica Et28A, 1185 nucleotides long. RefSeq lists its product as uncharacterized. Gene Ontology annotation, molecular function: ATP binding; tryptophan-tRNA ligase activity. Bases 1 to 1185 code for a protein of 394 amino acids. The record is from RefSeq and is a predicted model, not a curated record. The transcript has 2 exons. Gene Ontology annotation, cellular component: mitochondrial matrix; mitochondrion. NCBI's taxonomy places the organism in Eukaryota, Fungi, Ascomycota, Dothideomycetes, Pleosporales, Pleosporaceae. Gene Ontology annotation, biological process: mitochondrial tryptophanyl-tRNA aminoacylation.